Lobosporangium transversale is the source of this 1588-nucleotide messenger RNA. RefSeq names its product ClpP/crotonase-like domain-containing protein. The coding region runs from base 75 to 1517 and encodes 480 amino acids. Gene Ontology annotation, cellular component: mitochondrion. The record is from RefSeq and is a predicted model, not a curated record. Gene Ontology annotation, molecular function: 3-hydroxyisobutyryl-CoA hydrolase activity. The transcript is spliced from 6 exons. Lineage: Eukaryota; Fungi; Mortierellomycota; Mortierellomycetes; Mortierellales; Mortierellaceae. Gene Ontology annotation, biological process: L-valine catabolic process.
CUUUAAAUCAGUAGUUGCAUUUUCUUUCCGCUUUUUUGUCGCUUUCCAACCCAACAAACUCAUUCUCAUCGACAAUGCUGCGUCAGACAUUCCGUGUAGCUGCUGCCUCAAGGACAUCCUCUUCCAUUGUAGCGCAGCGUCGCGUUCACAUGAUUAACGGCUGGCUCGGCACACGAGUCAAUAUGUCAACAACUGCAGCAAAGGAAGAUCCCAUCGAGGCUGACGUUCUGCAUCGCAAGCAUCUUUCUAGUCGGACCUUUAUUCUUAACCGUCCCAAGGCACUUAAUGCACUCAACUUGAGUAUGGUGCGAAAUAUGACUCCUCAACUUCAGGCAUGGGAUGCUUCGGACUUGUGCAAAGUUAUUGUUAUCAAAGGAGCCGGCGAGAAGGCUUUCUGUGCAGGAGGUGAUGUUCGACAGGUUGUUGAGCUAGCCAACGCUGGAAAGCAUGACGAAGCACUGGAUUUUUUUGCAGAGGAGUAUAGAUUGAACCACAUGAUUGCUACGUUGAAGACACCUUUCGUAGCUAUUCUUAAUGGCAUUACAAUGGGCGGUGGCGUUGGUCUCUCUGUACAUGCGCCAUUCAGAAUUGCAACUGAAAAGACCUUGUUUGCUAUGCCAGAGACUAAUAUUGGUUUGUUCCCGGAUGUCGGAGGUUCUUUCUUUUUACCUCGUUUGGAUGGUGAAACUGGUACUUAUCUCGGCCUUGUUGGCACUCGUCUAAAAGGCAUUGACACUCUUUAUGCUGGAAUUGCUACUCAUUACGUUCCUUCGGAGCGUUUGACUGCACUAGAAGAUCGUUUGAGCGAGCUAGAGACUGAUAAUCACGACGUGAUCAAUAUGGCUAUCGAGGACUUUGUCAGCGAACCUCUUCACGAUCAUAAGUAUGCACUUUCAGAAUAUCGAGACGCUAUUGACCGCUGCUUCCGCUUCAACACUGUCGAAGAUAUCAUUGCUGCAUUGGAGAAGGAGAAGACGCCUUUUGCAGAAGAAACGUUGAAUGCUCUUCGCAUCAUGUCACCCACUUCUCUCAAGGUUACUCUUCAGCAGAUCCGUGAGGGUGGCAACUUAGGUAUUGCUGACUGUUUCAGAAUGGAGCAUCAGUUGGCUCGUCAGUUCUUGUAUGGACAUGAUUUCCCCGAAGGUGUCAAAGCUUUACUUAUCGAAAAGACCCUGAAACCCAAGUGGAGCCCCGCUACAGUGGAGGAUGUAGAUCGCGAGCAAAUGUUAGGUGUGUACUUUAGAAAUCAGGCCCCUAAGCCUUUGUCAUUGUCAAGCACCACAACCUGGAGCGAGUAUCCUUAUAGACGGUAUGGUCUUCCUUCUGAAAACGAGAUUCGUAAGAUUGUAACAGGUGAAGCCCAGGGCAGCGGGCCUCUUCAGUUGACUGUGGAUGAAGUUGUGGAUGUCUGCGUGAAGAAGAGUGGAGGCAAGAUUGGUGUUCGGGAGAAGGUUUUGGAGGUACUGUCGCGCAAAGUCAGCAAGGGUCCACAGGGUGAGCUCAAAUGGAACAACUAAAAUUAAAAAAAAUAAAAUAUUUAGAUUACAGUGAGUGGAGCACAGAGUAAUCUUAAACGUGCAAACCAGGC